Molecule: messenger RNA, 767 nt
Organism: Lactuca saligna
Lineage: Eukaryota; Viridiplantae; Streptophyta; Magnoliopsida; Asterales; Asteraceae
Source: the annotation of a GenBank genome assembly
CAUAUUACUAAAUCUUCUAUCAUCCUCCAUCUCUGUCUUGGUGCAUCUUCAAAAUUAGGAGUUCAGACAACAUGGCAUCUGCUUCAACAGCUGACGUUACUGGGCAAAGUUCAAAUCGAAAUAUAUUCAUAUCAUGGAAAGAAAAAGUUGCAAAUGAAUCUCGUGCAGAUCGUAGAAUUGAAUUUUUUCUUCAAAUGCAUAACUUUCAAUGGAUAUUAGCGGUUGUUGGUCAACUGACCAAUGAUCAUCGUAUGGAAUAUGUAAUCAACCCAAGCUUCUACUUGGAAUAUAAACAAAAUAUCACAGGCUUAGGGAAUGGGAAAUGGAAAAGGAGGUGUGAUGUUGUGAUUUGGCUCAAAGCAAAUAUAUCCAGUGGACCAUUCCCUAAUAAUACUCGUAGCAUGGUUAGUGAUGAAAAUGAACAUAUUUCUCAGGUCAUGGUUGCGGGUGACUUCAGUAUGCUUAUUGAUAAUGAAGGUGCAAAAGCAAGUCUAGCAUUUCCAUCAGGGUAUACUAAUGCAUAUUCUAUACCUUCGAGAGCCCAAAUGGUCCUCAGGCAUGGAGUUAGAAAUUUCGGAGUAAUGGUUGAAGAUGGUUACUUUACACAAGGGUGGAAUUAUUUUGUCAUCGAGCAUGAAAUAAAAUGUGGUUAUGCUGUUAAGUUUCAAUUUUGUGGUAGCUCCACCUAUGAAGUUGAAAUAGUUGACUGGAAAAAGAACAAGAAGGUUUAUCCAUGGUCAAAUCUUGAAUACCAUGAGUGGAUUUAG